GAGUGCAAAUUACUCCUUUUAUACUGUAUUUUUUGUACCCUGUAAAAUAUAUAUAUUUUUCAAAAUAAGCAGUUCCAUCUUCUUGAGUGCUCAAAUGUGUGAUCUGGAAAUUUGUGUUGCACUUACUUUAUUUCCUGUGUCAUCUCUUCUCUCCUCCCCUCUUCACACACAAAAACCUCUCCACUAUAAAUACUGCAGACAGACAAAUACAUAUUGGUUUAACACAGCAGACACGUUUUGAGGCAGACAUGACAGAAAUUAAAACUGGGGUGUUUUGGAGGGCUGUGUCUGCAGAGUUUUUUGGCAUGUUACUCUUCAUUUUCAUCGGUUUAUCUUCCAUCGUUGGAAACCCUGUGAGUCCUGCUCAGGAGCUUAAGGUCUCGUUGGCUUUCGCUCUGGCCAUUGCAACUUUGGCUCAGAGUCUGGGGCACGUCAGUGGAGCACACUUGAACCCUGCGGUGACUCUCGGCCUGCUGGUCUGCUGCCAGAUCAGUGCCCUUAGAUGCAUUUUCUACAUUCUGGCUCAGAUGCUCGGGGCGGUUGCAGCUAGUGCAAUUGUGUACAGCUUUAAGAACAGUGGAUCUAUUGGUGUCAACCAGCUCAAUGUGCCUCUAGGACAAGGCUUCAUCAUCGAGUUCCUUGCCACCCUUCAGCUCGUCCUGUGUGUGAUAGCGGUGACUGAUAAGCGACGCAGGGAUGUUACAGGCUCUGCGCCGCUGGCCAUCGGGCUGUCUGUGGGACUUGGCCACUUAGCUGCUAUCAGCUUCACUGGAUGUGGCAUUAAUCCCGCUCGCUCGUUUGGACCUGCCUUGAUACGAAGUGUCAUGAAGAACCACUGGGUGUACUGGCUGGCUCCCAUGUGUGGUGGCAUAGCUGCAGCUCUUCUCUACGAUUUCCUUCUGUACCCACGAACAAACAACCUAAGAACUCGCAGAAACGUCCUGCUUUAUGGUACAGAAGAUGGAUUAGAUGGAUCCGAGUUAACUGGGGGAGGAAAUGUUAGCCCAGAGCCGAGUCAGUGGCCAAAACAAUAAUAGAUAUGCAACUUUUUUUUAACUUUUCUGUCAGUCAUGGAAUCUUAAAAGCCCCUGUUAGGGCCUUUCAGUAUGUCAAUUUUGGUGCCCCCUGUGGACAAAUUGAUGCCUUUUGUGGUUGCUGAUGUCCUGUACAUGUCAAAGUGCUUUUUAAUAGAUAAAAAAAAACUAACAUAUUGCUGUCUUUAAGUUAGACACGAUUUCAAUCUGAAUUUGGGUGCAGAGAUAGAAACAGAAGAGACAGGAGUUAAGAAAAAAUGUAUCAAUUAAAUCUGCAUCAUGUGCUUAGAUAGUUUCCAAAAACGGAAAAGGAAGGGAAAUUUUUUUAUAUUUCCGAGUAGGGCUGGAGAAGAAUAAGUCAAACACAAUGGAGCUCAACCACAAUGAAGUUUUACCACAUGGCAAGAAUCUUGUUUUUUUUUAUUUAUUUUUUUCAAUUAUACUGCUGCCAAAAAACUAUCCAGGAAGUGACGGCAGUGACUACAGUGCAUGUAGCUAAAGUGAUGUCCACAACAAUAUCCAGAGGUGCCCGGUUAUUAUUCCUAAUUGGCAGGAAGUCAAUGAACAUAUGAUAUUUAGAGUUGGCAUCCCUUUAAGAAGAAACGAUGUAUAUGGGUGACAAUUUGAUUGGUGGAAUAUUAAUGAUAAUAAACUUGAAUAUAUUUCUCUAAAA
Molecule: messenger RNA, 1707 nt
Organism: Notolabrus celidotus (New Zealand spotty)
Lineage: Eukaryota; Metazoa; Chordata; Actinopteri; Labriformes; Labridae
Product: aquaporin-1-like
Exons: 4
Coding region: 249-1034 (261 amino acids)
Biological process (GO): hyperosmotic response; renal water transport; carbon dioxide transmembrane transport
Cellular component (GO): membrane
Molecular function (GO): glycerol transmembrane transporter activity; carbon dioxide transmembrane transporter activity; water channel activity
Source: RefSeq, a predicted model, not a curated record